AACAAGUUAAUGAAGAAAUAGAAGCCUCUUCAUCUUCUCAAAGUCAAGAGGUACAAAACAAAGCAAACAUGUCAGUAGAGGAAAAGCAAAACAACAAGAUUCUCAUUGAGGAAAGUGCUAAUACUACAUUGACAGACAAAGAGCAACACAUAAAUCUCUAUAGGAACACUUCAACAAACAGGGCUGAAAACAAUGCAAAUACACCAAAACAAUGGUCAA
This is a messenger RNA of Dentiscutata erythropus, 219 nucleotides long. The record is from the annotation of a GenBank genome assembly. NCBI's taxonomy places the organism in Eukaryota, Fungi, Glomeromycota, Glomeromycetes, Diversisporales, Gigasporaceae.